CGUGAUGUGCUUUGCUUUCUGCUUACAAGUGUGAAGUUCUUCAAAAAUGGACUUGUGUUGAGAAUUUAGAUACAAACUAAACGUCAAUUGGCGAGAUGAGUUGAUAGUUAAAUGUUUACAAAAUAAUGCAAAACCCUUUGACAUCAAUAGUCACAACGCAUUUUUAUAGCUCAGAGAUCCAGAGUAAAUGACGUUUACUAUGGGAGAUUUAGUAUUAUAUUGCCCUCUUUGUUGUAAUGCUACAUUUGAUUCGAAACAGUCUCUCAUUGAACACAUAUCUAUUAUUUCUUCAAAUUUAGUAUGUCCCUUAUGUACAAAUAGAUUUUCUUCGAUAGAUCAAUUUACUGAUCAUUUAAAACUCGAUAAUUGCGAACUUGUAAAUGAAGUUCAAACCAUUAUAUUUGAAACAAAUACACAAAUUGAAAGUAAUGAUAAUUCUGAAGACAAUACAAAACUUAAACUAGAACUUAAUGAAAAUGGAAAUAAUUUACAAAAAGAUGAUUCACAAAAUCAAAUAUCAGAACACACAGUUAAAGUUAGCAAUUCAGAUGAAAGUAAAAUGUAUGUUGAGUUGUUAGGCAAGCAAAUGCUUAAGCCAUAUCUACAGACCCAAGAAUUAAAGUUGGUGAAGGAAGAUGGACAGAGUCGAUAUGUGAUUCUCGCCGAUGAGGAUUCUGUUUUAAAUCAAGGUGUUUCAAUAGUAACUAAGCAAAACAUUGAUGGGACUAUAUCUUUAACUGCUCUUAAAGAUGAGGAACCAGAUACAAGUACUUUAGAAGAGGAUACUGACAAAAACCAGGAUGAAAUAUACAGUUGUAAUGCAUGCGGUGUAUCAUUUUCAUCAGUUUUGGAACACAUUCAAAACUAUCAUAAUGAUCAAGAUGUUGUGGUUGAGGAGCCUCUUGAAGUAAAUAGUAUUCCAAUAGAAUAUGAAGAAGUUGCUAAUGAAGAAGUAUUAGAAGAUAAGCAGCAGUCGAGACGGAUGAUAACUGAGACAGGAGAUAUUAUUGAAACACCAUUAACAGAAGAUGAAGAAACAGUUCCGAACAAGCCAGUUAAGGUUGUCAUACCAAUAAAGACAGAUUCAGUAGACAAACAGGGACGUGCGUGUACACGGCGAUAUGUACAGAUAGACAAAUUCUGUAACAGCAUCAUAAAAGACAUCAAACCAACUGAUGAUAAAAAUGGUCCAUUUCACAAUGUGGUUGUGAAGGAAAUGCAAACAACGUCCGGUAACAAAAUGCGGGUGUACAAUUGUAUGUCGUGCAAUGUUUACGUCUCAUCGCUGUCGGAAUUCAAACUGCAUCCAUGUAAAAUUUUGAAGUACCCUUGUCCACAAUGUCCAGUCGCUUAUGAAAACUCAAAAUCAUUAUGUGCACACAUGAAAGUUCAUAAAUCAAAAGGAGAAAAUAAUUAUGUAGCCCCUGUGAAGUUCGAAUGCGAAAUUUGUACAACAACAUUUCCUACCAGCAAGUCGUUAAAAUUACACAAGAGGAUGCACGACCCUAUCAAAUCUCGUCCAAUAGAGCCUCCAGUGGAUACCUCUGAAGGUAACAUAGCAAGUAACAACAAGUUCCUAUGUUCGAUAUGUGACAAGUUGAUACCUAUCGACUACCGGACCAUACAUCAGAACUCGCACAAGGGCAGCAAUAAGAUGAACUGCGACAUAUGCAACAAGAAGUUCCAUUCUCAGGAAUAUUUGGAUAUGCAUAUGAGUGUGCAUAGUAUAGAUAAGGUAAUAGUCGGCAAACAAGACAAGUCGCUUCCGUACACGUGUCUAUAUUGCAAUAGGAAGUUUGCAAGACCCCACGAAAAGGUGAAGCAUGAAAGGAUACACACGGGCGAGAAACCUCACUCGUGCGAGAUCUGCGGCAAGUCGUUCCGCGUGUCGUACUGCCUCACGCUACACAUGCGCACGCACACAGGCGCACGUCCCUACGCCUGUCCGCACUGCAACAAGAGAUUCAAAGCGCACAGUGUGUACAAUCACCACUUGUUAACACAUUCGGAAGUGCGCGCGUACAAAUGUCCGUACUGCCCCAAAGCGUUCAAGACGUCGGUUCAGCUCGCCGGCCACAAGAACUCUCACACUAAACCCUUCUCUUGCCAGCAAUGUAACAGACCGUUCGCGUCAUUGUACGCGGUGCGCGUGCACAUGGAGAUCCACUCGCGUCAGAACAGCCUGAAAUUCUCGUGCUCCAUGUGCGGUGCGAGCUACGCGCGGGCCUUCGCCCUCAAGGACCACAUCAAACAAGUGCACAAGCAGGAAGUCGACUCGCCCGACCAUCUCACGAUACUCAAAGAAGAAGACUGUAUGGUGCAAGAGAACGUAGACAUCGACUCGGACGGAAUGCACCUCAAUAAAGAUCUGCCACAGGAGAUUAACGAAUUGGAUAUACAUACUAACGAACUGAUCGUUCCUUAAUUUGUAAAUUUUUAAAUAAGUAUAUGUUGUUAAUAUAAUAAUCUAAUAAUCAUUCGUGAUACAGCGACUUGACUGGCUUACACGAAAUAUUCAAUCUUGAUGUAAAAAUUGUAACAUGAAUUUUGAGGCAAAUAUAAACUUGUUUUUUAUUAUGUUGUAAAUAUGUAUAUACAUAUAUAUAGAAUAGUGAAUAAAAGGUUUUUUUUUUGUAUUUUCACGUUUUUAUUAUUAUAAAUGUAUCAUAAUUUUUUAAUCUUGACUUUAUUGUAAUAAUUGAUCAGCCUUCAUAUAAUUUGUACUUAUGAAAUGAAAAUGUAAGCCAGUUAGUUAGAAUCAACUUUACCGAUUGUAUUUGGAUUACUAUUUUAAAGUACUUCCAAUAAAAGUUUUAAUGUACUAUAUACAUGUA
Molecule: messenger RNA, 2834 nt
Organism: Nymphalis io (European peacock)
Lineage: Eukaryota; Metazoa; Arthropoda; Insecta; Lepidoptera; Nymphalidae
Product: zinc finger protein ZFP2-like
Exons: 15
Coding region: 188-2425 (745 amino acids)
Source: RefSeq, a predicted model, not a curated record